GGUAGAAGUAGUAACUUAGUAGUUUCAGACUUGCUUUCAAUUCUCGGCUCAAAAAGUGGCGACGACACCGAGGCGACAAAUCACACAACACCCCGCGAUCCGCUCACCGACGCUGUGAAAGAGGUGUCUCAAUGGACUCAUGCGGCCCUAGUAAUGGCGCUAAAUCACUGCAACGUCAUUUCGCACAAGAUCGUUCACUUCAACAAGACACAGCGCGUAGCAAACACGCAAGUACAUCUACCUGCCCCGCUGGCUUUCGACAACAUGAGGAACAGACAUUGCAUCAAGCGGAUGCUGCGAUGCAGGCGUUUCAACAGGGGAGGGAAGUAGGGCCUUUGGUGAGACGUAUGCCGAUGAUGGGACAGAGUGCGCCUUUGCCUGUUAUGCAGCAGCAGCAGCAGCAGCAGCAUGCUCAAUCACAUGCUUGGACUGGUGAUUUUGAGAGACAGCAGCAGCAAGGGAAGAGUCAGAAUGGACCUGGUGCACAAAUAACAGGCGCUUGGGGUGCUGACUUUCUGGCAUUCCAGCAACAGCAACAGCAAAGUCAACAGAGUCAAUGGCAAGGCGUACAGCCGAUGAUGGGUAUGGGAACGGGUAUGAUGAGUCAUGUCAUGCAUCCACCAAGCAUGAUGCAGUCUUCGGGUAUGCUACAAAAUGGUCCAGCACGGACCAUGGAUCUCAGACCACAAGAAGAUCAAGCCUUCACGGAUGCUUUUGCACAAGCUGAACGAUCUGUCGCUGGACUUGCACUAGACCAACAAGAUGCGCAUGCAGCCAUGCAUCAACAAGGUCACGAGGAAGGGCUCGUCUUUGCAAAUCAAAAUGAAGCAGUGGACCACAUGACGCGGCAAGAAGGCCCCGUUUCCGCGGAAGAACACAGAGCAGUUGAGCAAAGUAUGGAGAAUGCGGCACUCUCACGCAUUGCAGGUGAUCUCAUCAAUGCCGUCGCUGCAGAUCAAGAGCAGCGCGGUGAGGUCGCUAGUGGUGGUGGCGAGCGACAGCUCUCUGCCGCCAUGACUGACAAGUUUCGCAAUUCAAAUUUCAUGAAGUUGAUGCAUGCACUCAGAGAUGGUCAGGUUGCACUCACGCAGGACGGUCAGGGAUUGGCUGAUACAGUGACAGGGGAAGAAGUGUCUGUGGCAGAGCCAGCGGUACAAGUGCCUGCGCUAACGGAGGAGGAUCAUAAGCAAAUUGAAGAGCAACGGCGGCGGCGUGGCGAGCCAAUUUACGGGAGCAAGUAUACUUUUGACGAUUCCCUCGAGGCAAUGAAUGACGAAUUGGCAUUGUCAAUGUAG
This is a messenger RNA of Protomyces lactucae-debilis, 1295 nucleotides long. RefSeq lists its product as uncharacterized. The record is from RefSeq and is a predicted model, not a curated record. NCBI's taxonomy places the organism in Eukaryota, Fungi, Ascomycota, Taphrinomycetes, Taphrinales, Protomycetaceae. The transcript has a single exon. Bases 132 to 1295 code for a protein of 387 amino acids.